Mesitornis unicolor (brown roatelo) is the source of this 3205-nucleotide messenger RNA. It is a transcript of the gene EPHB3, whose product is annotated as EPH receptor B3. Gene Ontology annotation, cellular component: plasma membrane; neuron projection. Gene Ontology annotation, molecular function: protein binding; transmembrane-ephrin receptor activity; ATP binding. Bases 4 to 2907 code for a protein of 967 amino acids. The transcript is spliced from 15 exons. The record is from RefSeq and is a predicted model, not a curated record. NCBI's taxonomy places the organism in Eukaryota, Metazoa, Chordata, Aves, Mesitornithiformes, Mesitornithidae. Gene Ontology annotation, biological process: axon guidance; cell surface receptor protein tyrosine kinase signaling pathway; protein phosphorylation.
CUGAUGGACACAAAGUGGGUGACCUCUGAGUUGGCGUGGACAACUCAUCCGGAGACGGGGUGGGAAGAAGUCAGCGGUUACGACGAGGCCAUGAACCCCAUCCGCACCUACCAGGUGUGCAACGUGCGGGAGGCCAACCAGAACAACUGGCUUCGCACCAAGUUCAUCCAGCGCCAGGACGUCCAGCGCGUCUACGUGGAGCUGAAGUUCACCGUGCGGGACUGCAAUAGCAUCCCCAACAUCCCCGGCUCCUGCAAAGAGACCUUCAACCUCUUCUAUUACGAGUCAGAUACAGAUUCUGCCUCUGCCAACAGCCCUUUCUGGAUGGAGAACCCCUAUAUCAAAGUGGAUACAAUUGCUCCAGAUGAGAGCUUCUCCAAGCUGGAGUCUGGCCGUGUGAACACCAAGGUGCGCAGCUUUGGCCCUCUCUCCAAGAAUGGCUUUUACUUGGCCUUCCAGGACCUGGGAGCCUGCAUGUCCCUCAUCUCUGUCCGGGCUUUCUACAAGAAAUGCUCCAACACCAUCGCUGGCUUUGCUAUUUUCCCGGAGACUUUAACAGGGGCCGAGCCCACUUCUCUGGUCAUCGCACCGGGCACCUGCAUCCCCAACGCGGUGGAGGUGUCUGUACCCCUGAAGCUGUACUGCAAUGGCGACGGCGAGUGGAUGGUACCUGUGGGAGCGUGUACAUGUGCCGCCGGAUACGAGCCAGCCAUGAAGGACACCCAGUGCCAAGCAUGUGGCCCCGGAUCCUUCAAGUCUAAGCAGGGGGAAGGUCCCUGCUCUCCCUGCCCUCCCAACAGCCGGACCACAUCUGGAGCAGCGACGGUCUGCACGUGUCGCAGCGGCUUCUUCCGUGCGGACACCGAUCCCGCAGACAGCGCCUGCACCAGCGUCCCCUCCGCCCCACGUAACGUCAUCUCCAACGUGAACGAGACGUCGCUGGUGCUGGAGUGGAGCGAGCCGCAGGACACGGGCGGGCGGGAGGACCUCCUCUACAACGUCAUCUGCAAGAAGUGCAGCGUGGAGCGGCGCCUCUGCACCCGCUGCGACGACAACGUGGAGUUCGUCCCACGUCAGCUCGGCCUCACCGAGCGGCGCAUCUACAUCAGCAACCUGAUGGCCCACACCCAGUACACCUUCGAGAUCCAGGCUGUCAACGGCAUCUCCAACAAGAGCCCCUACCCUCCUCAUUUUGCCUCUGUCAACAUCACCACCAACCAGGCAGCCCCGUCUGCCGUCCCUACUAUGCACCUGCACAGCAGCACUGGGAACAGCAUGACACUGUCAUGGACUCCUCCAGAGAGACCCAAUGGCAUCAUCCUUGACUACGAGAUUAAGUACUCGGAGAAGGGCCAGAGCGACGGCAUCGCCAACACGGUCACCAGCCAGAAGAACUCAGUGCGGCUGGAUGGGCUGAAGGCCAAUGCUCGGUACAUGGUGCAGGUCCGGGCACGCACGGUGGCUGGAUACGGCCGCUACAGCCUCCCCACGGAGUUUCAGACCACUGCGGAGGAUGGCUCCACCAGCAAGACUUUCCAGGAGCUGCCUCUCAUCGUGGGUUCAGCCACCGCAGGGCUGCUCUUCGUGAUCGUUGUGGUGAUCAUCGCCAUCGUCUGCUUCAGGUACUGGCUUUGCAGGGACGGGGGGUUCAGAGCUGGGUUUGGGGGCACGGACCCCGAGUACACAGAGAAGCUGCAGCAAUACGGUGAGUUCACCCCUGGGAUGAAGGUCUACAUUGACCCCUUCACCUACGAGGACCCCAAUGAAGCUGUCCGGGAAUUCGCCAAAGAGAUUGACAUCUCCUGCGUCAAAAUCGAGGAGGUCAUUGGAGCAGGGGAGUUCGGUGAGGUGUGCCGCGGGCGCCUGAAGUUGCCCGGCCGCCGCGAGAUCUUUGUAGCCAUCAAGACACUGAAGGUGGGCUACACAGAGCGGCAGCGGCGCGACUUCCUGAGCGAGGCCAGCAUCAUGGGCCAGUUUGACCACCCCAACAUCAUCCACCUGGAGGGCGUGGUGACCAAGAGCCGCCCCGUCAUGAUCAUCACAGAGUUCAUGGAGAACUGCGCACUCGACUCCUUCCUCCGGCUCAACGAUGGGCAGUUCACGGUCAUCCAGCUGGUGGGGAUGCUGCGAGGCAUUGCCGCCGGCAUGAAGUACCUUUCAGAGAUGAACUACGUGCACCGAGAUCUGGCUGCUCGCAACAUCCUGGUCAACAGCAACUUGGUCUGCAAAGUGUCCGACUUUGGGCUCUCUCGCUUCCUGGAGGAUGACCCAGCUGACCCCACCUACACCAGCUCCCUGGGAGGCAAGAUCCCGAUCAGAUGGACGGCUCCCGAGGCCAUUGCCUACCGCAAAUUCACUUCAGCCAGUGACGUGUGGAGCUACGGCAUCGUCAUGUGGGAAGUGAUGUCCUACGGAGAGCGGCCAUACUGGGACAUGUCCAACCAGGAUGUGAUCAAUGCGGUGGAGCAGGAUUACCGCCUGCCUCCCCCCAUGGACUGCCCCACAGCGCUGCACCAGCUGAUGCUGGACUGCUGGGUGCGGGACCGCAACCUGCGGCCCAAGUUUGCACAGAUCGUCAACACGCUGGACAAGCUGAUCCGCAAUGCUGCCAGCCUGAAAGUCAUCGCCAGCGUCCAGUCUGGCAUCUCCCAGCCGCUCCUGGACCGCACCGUCCCGGAUUACACCACCUUCACCACGGUGGGAGACUGGCUGGACGCCAUCAAAAUGGGACGGUACAAGGAGAACUUCGUCAACGCUGGCUUUGCCUCCUUCGACCUGGUGGCGCAGAUGACUGCGGAAGACCUGCUGAGGAUAGGGGUGACACUAGCAGGGCACCAGAAGAAGAUCCUGAGCAGCAUUCAGGACAUGAGGCUGCAGAUGAACCAGACGCUCCCGGUGCAGGUUUGACCACAGGGGACUCUGCAUUGGAAUGGACCGAGGGAACCUGUCCCAGCCAGGUUCAGUUUGCGGUGCAGCCCGGCUUCCCGUUGCCCCCUUCACACGGCACUCCUCUGCCUCGGACGGUCGCCUGGGAUGGGCCGGGACGGGCCGCCCUUCCCUGGAUCAGAGGCACUCAUGCCGAGAGGGAGCCCAGCUUUUCGGCCUGUGUCCUGGAGCGGCGAGGCAGCAACGCAUCUUCAUAUUGAAGAUGGAUUAUGGGACAGAGAUGGCACAUCCCGCUUCCCGCCCUGUCUCGGUGCUCAUC